Molecule: messenger RNA, 2222 nt
Organism: Piliocolobus tephrosceles (Ugandan red Colobus)
Lineage: Eukaryota; Metazoa; Chordata; Mammalia; Primates; Cercopithecidae
Gene: TRPV5
Product: transient receptor potential cation channel subfamily V member 5
Exons: 15
Coding region: 2-2191 (729 amino acids)
Biological process (GO): calcium ion import across plasma membrane
Cellular component (GO): plasma membrane
Molecular function (GO): protein binding; calcium channel activity
Source: RefSeq, a predicted model, not a curated record
CAUGGGGGGUUUUCUAUCUAAGGCAGAAGGGCCUAGGAGCCGACUCCAGAAACUUCUGCCCUGCUUUCUUGUCAGAGAACAAGACUGGGACCAGCACCUGGACAAGCUUCAUAUGCUGCAGCAGAAGAGGAUUCUAGAGUCUCCACUGCUUCGAGCAGCCAAGGAAAAUGACCUGUCUGUUCUUAGGCAACUUCUACUGGACCGCACCUGUGACGUUCGACAAAGAGGAGCCCUGGGGGAGACGGCGCUGCACAUAGCAGCCCUCUAUGACAACUUGGAGGCAGCCUUGGUGCUGAUGGAGGCUGCCCCAGAGUUGGUCUUUGAGCCCACCACAUGUGAGGCUUUUGCAGGUCAGACUGCACUGCACAUCGCUGUUGUGAACCAGAACGUGAACCUGGUGCGAGCCCUGCUUGCCCGCAGGGCCAGUGUCUCUGCCAGAGCCACAGGCACUGCCUUCUGCCAUAGUCCCCGCAACCUCAUCUAUUUUGGGGAGCACCCUUUGUCCUUUGCUGCCUGUGUGAACAGCGAAGAGAUCGUGCGGCUGCUCAUUGAGCAUGGAGCCGACAUCUGGGCCCAGGACUCCCUGGGAAACACAGUGUUACACAUCCUCAUCCUCCAGCCCAACAAAACCUUUGCCUGCCAGAUGUACAACCUGCUGCUGUCCUACGAUGGACAUAGGGACCACAUGCAGCCCCUGGACCUCGUGCCCAAUCACCAGGGUCUCACCCCCUUCAAGCUGGCUGCAGUGGAGGGUAACACUGUGAUGUUCCAGCACCUGAUGCAGAAGCGGAGGCACAUCCAGUGGACAUAUGGACCCCUGACCUCCAUUCUCUACGACCUCACAGAGAUCGACUCCUGGGGAGAGGAACUGUCCUUCCUAGAGCUUGUGGUCUCCUCUGAUAAACGAGAGGCUCGCCAAAUUCUGGAACAGACCCCAGUGAAGGAGCUGGUGAGCUUCAAGUGGAACAAAUAUGGCCGGUCGUACUUCUGCAUCCUGGCUGCCUUGUACCUGCUGUACAUGAUCUGCUUCACCACAUGCUGCGUCUACCGCCCCCUUAAGUUUCGUGGUGGCAACCGCACUGAUUCUCGAGACAUCACCAUCCUCCAGCAAAAACUACUACAGGAGGCCUAUGAGACACAUGAAGAUAUCGUCAGGCUGGUGGGGGAGCUGGUGAGCGUUAUUGGGGCUGUGAUCAUCCUGCUCCUAGAGAUCCCAGACAUCUUCAGGGUCGGUGCCUCUCGCUAUUUUGGACAGACAAUUCUUGGGGGACCAUUCCAUGUCAUCAUCAUCACCUAUGCCUCCCUGGUGCUGGUGACCAUGGCGAUGCGGCUCACCAACACCAAUGGGGAGGUGGUGCCCAUGUCCUUUGCCCUGGUGCUGGGCUGGUGCAGUGUCAUGUAUUUUGCUCGAGGAUUCCAGAUGCUAGGUCCUUUCACCAUCAUGAUCCAGAAGAUGAUUUUUGGAGACCUAAUGCGUUUCUGCUGGCUGAUGGCUAUGGUUAUCUUGGGAUUUGCCUCUGCGUUCCAUAUCAUUUUCCAGACAGAGGACCCAACCAGUUUGGGGCAGUUCUAUGACUACCCCAUGGCACUGUUCAGCACCUUCGAGCUUUUUCUCACUGUUAUUGAUGCACCUGCCAACUACAAUGUGGACUUGCCCUUCAUGUUCAGCGUUGUCAACUUCGCCUUCGCCAUCAUUGCCACACUGCUCAUGCUCAACUUGUUCAUCGCCAUGAUGGGUGACACCCACUGGAGGGUGGCCCAGGAGCGGGAUGAGCUCUGGAGGGCCCAGGUCGUGGCCACCACAGUGAUGCUGGAACGGAAGCUGCCUCGCUGCCUGUGGCCUCGCUCCGGGAUCUGUGGGUGCGAGUACGGGCUGGGGGAUCGCUGGUUCCUGCGGGUUGAGAACCACAAUGAUCAGAAUCCUCUGCGAGUGCUUCGCUACGUGGAAGCGUUCAAGAACUCAGACAAGGAGGAUGACCAGCAGCAUCCAUCUGAGAAACAGCCCUCUGGGGCUGAGAGUGGGACUCUAGCCAGAGCCUCCCUGGCUCUUCCAAAUUCCUCCCUAUCCCGGACCACGUCCCAGAGCAGCAGUCACCGAGGCUGGGAGAUCCUUCGUCAAAACACCCUGGGGCACUUGGAUCUUGGAUUGAACCUUAAUGAGGGGGAUGGGGAGGAGGUCUACCAUUUCUGAUUAGCAUCGCUGUCACUCUUGACCUUACUCC